Parus major (Great Tit) is the source of this 10513-nucleotide messenger RNA. It is a transcript of the gene NAV3, whose product is annotated as neuron navigator 3. The coding region runs from base 849 to 7934 and encodes 2361 amino acids. Lineage: Eukaryota; Metazoa; Chordata; Aves; Passeriformes; Paridae. Gene Ontology annotation, molecular function: ATP hydrolysis activity; ATP binding; protein binding. Gene Ontology annotation, biological process: nervous system development; neurogenesis. The record is from RefSeq and is a predicted model, not a curated record. The transcript has 38 exons.
CUAAAUCUUCUAACAAUGCUCGCGAUUCUCCUAAAUCCUGCUCUGUGUUUUUGUAUGGAUUUUUCAUAGCACAGACAGACACUACCCACAGUGUGAUUCAGAGUCUGUUUCUAGCCACGCUCUUGCGUGAUUUUAGCUUGAUUUCACGGGAGGAGCAGAGAAUGAAACACCGUAGCUCAUGGUUGUCAGCAGUGAAAAAUAGCCAGGAAUCAGACAAACAGCUUCAUUGCUGAGAUUAUUUCCGGGAUGAAAACUCGUCCAACAGCUGUUUGCUUUGGCCACUACUCAGUUCCCUUUUUUUCUUUUUUUUUAAAACCAGAAAAAAAAGAGGUUUGUUUUUUUUUUAAGAUGUGGGCUGGUUAUUUAUGUAGUCAGGAAGAGGUCUCUGCUUCCAGUGUUGUGGUCUCUGAGCUGUUUUGACAGUUGGAGUACGGGGAGGUUUCCUCUCUUCUCUCUCUCCUUUUCUCCCAUCCUUCAUUCACGUAAUGCACAGACCUGGAAUGCUGUAGGAAGAAGAGAAAGCGAAUUUAUGAGUUCUUUAAUCCCAGACAGGCAGCUCUGUGGCAGUUACCUUCAAGAAAAGUUCACGCCCCAAAGGAGCGUUUAGUCUUACAGAGCCACUGACUCACUGAGCAGUGUGUGUGAGUGGCUGCGAGGGAGAAGGGGAGACAUGAAGGAAAAAUUCUGCUGCCUUGUGAAACUCAUAACAUUAUUGUUUUAAGACUUUUCGAAAAGAUGACUGCUACUUUUGUUUAAAGCAUUUGUUCUGAAAUUGCUGAAGCUGGAGUCUACCAGACUGAGGUCAGGAGCAUUUUCUUUGGCAGAAAGAAGAUACUUUUAUAGAAGCCAUGCCUGUGCUUGGGGUUGCCUCCAAGCUGAGACAGCCAGCCGUAGGGUCAAAGCCUGUCCACACUGCCCUCCCGAUACCCAACCUUGGCCCCGCCGGCUCACAGAAGUACUCACCAAAGUCCUUGGAGCUUACUGGGGCAGAGAGCUCGAUGCUUUCUUGUCAGCUCACCUUAAAGUCAACCUGUGAUUUUGGAGAGAGGAAAAUGCUUCAAGGAAAAACCCAGGAGAUCGAAGAUAGCAAGAUUUACACUGACUGGGCUAACCACUACCUAGCAAAAUCUGGCCACAAGCGGUUGAUCAAGGAUUUGCAACAGGACAUUGCAGAUGGAGUUCUGCUAGCAGAAAUCAUCCAGAUCAUUGCAAAUGAAAAGGUUGAAGAUAUCAAUGGCUGUCCACGGAGCCAGUCUCAAAUGAUUGAGAAUGUUGAUGUCUGCCUUAGCUUUCUGGCAGCCAGAGGCGUAAACGUCCAAGGUCUUUCUGCAGAAGAAAUAAGGAAUGGAAAUUUGAAAGCCAUUUUAGGACUGUUUUUCAGUUUGUCUCGGUACAAACAGCAGCAACAUCAUCAGCAACAAUACUACCAGUCUUUGGUGGAACUACAACAGCAAGUCCCUUCAACUCCAGCUGAAAUCAGCCAGUCCAAAACACACCAAGAUAUGCAGUCAAGUCUCACAGCCAGAUAUGCAACUCAGUCUAAUCACAGUGGAAUUGCAACCAGUCAAAAAAAGGCUUCUAGGCUUCCAGGACCCUCAAGGGUGCCAGCUGCAGGCAGCAGUACCAAAGUCCAGGGAGCCUCCAAUUUAAAUAGGAGAAGUCAGAGCUUUAACAGCAUUGACAAAAACAAGCCUCCACAAUAUGCAAAUGGAAAUGAAAAAGCAGAUUCACCAAAAGGCCCUCACCCCUCUGCAGGCAUGAAUGGAAAUGUGCAGCAUCCCACCAGCACCGGGCAGCAGCAGGUCUCUGCCAUACCCUCUCCAAGUGCCAGCAAGCCUUGGCGCAGCAAAUCCAUGAAUGUCAAACACAGCGCGACCUCUACCAUGCUGUCUGUGAAGCAGCCCAGUCCCGCAACCUCCCCUACUCCAACUUCAGACAGGCUCAAGCCACCCCCUUCUGAAGGUGUGAAGCCCCCUUCAUCUGGACAAAAAUCUAUGCUGGAAAAAUUUAAGCUGGUUAAUGCUAGGACAGCUCUGAGGCCUCCUUUGUCACUGAGCUCGGGACCCAGUGACAGCGGGAGAGAGGAUGACAACUUUUCAGAGUGUGGUGAAAUGGAUGUCUUAAGUGGUGGGGUGAACAGUGGCGGCUCCACAAGUAGCAGUCCCAAAGUAUCACCGAAGUUAACCCCUCCGAAAGCUGGCAGCAAAAAUCUCAGCAAUAAAAAGUCUUUGCUACAGCCAAAGGACAAAGAGGAAAAGAACAGGGACAAAAACAAAGUUUGCACUGAGAAAGCAGUCAAGGAAGAGAAGGAUCAGGUCAUUGAGUCAUCUACAAAGAAGAGCUCAAAAAUUGCAAGCUUAAUCCCAAAGGGAAGCAAGACAACAGCAGCCAAGAAAGAGAGUUUAAUAUCAUCUUCUAGUGGGAUCCCAAAACCUGGAUCCAAGGUGCCAACAGCAAAGCAGAGCACUUCCUCCACAUGCACAGGGAGUAAGGAGGUUGAAAAACUGAGGACUACAAAAGGAAACCAGUCCCAGUCAACACCAAAAUCUCAGCUUAGUGAGAAGGCUUCUCCUUCCUCUGGUCUUGCUUCUUCUGAAGGGAAGGAACCAAGUGCUGCUCUCACCCCAGGAUCCUCCGUUGGUCUGUCAGCCUCGAUGGCUGCAGGCAGUGGCCAAGGCACAGGAAAUGGUGCAGUCCAGCUUCCUCAGCAACAGCAAUACAGCCACCCCAACACUGCCACGGUAGCUCCUUUCAUUUAUAGAACUCUCUCAGAAAAUGACAGUACCUCUUUACCACCUACUGAUUCCUGUACCAGUCCUACUAAAAUGGAUUUGUCGUUUAGUAAGACUGCCAAACAGUGCCUAGAGGAGAUAUCUGGGGAAGACCCUGAAACAAGAAGAAUGAGAACCGUCAAGAACAUUGCAGACCUGAGGCAGAAUUUGGAAGAAACCAUGUCCAGCCUUAGAGGGACCCAGAUAAGCCACAGCACACUGGAGACAACUUUUGACAGCACUGUGACAACUGAGGUGAAUGGCAGAAGCAUACCAAGCUUAUCCAGCCGAUCGACCCCUAUGACUUGGAGGCUGGGGCAGGCCAGUCCUCGCCUGCAGGCAGGAGAUGCUCCAUCCUUGGGUGCUGGUUAUCCUCGCAGCAGUGCAAGUCGCUUCAUACACACAGACCCUUCUCGAUUCAUGUACACCACCCCGCUUCGCCGAGCAGCUGUCUCUCGCCUUGGAAAUAUCUCACAGAUUGACAUGAGUGAGAAGGGAAGUGGUGAUUUGGACAUAUCCUCUGAAGCUGAUGUUGGUGGCUACAUGAGUGAUGGAGACAUUCUUGGGAAAAGCCUGAGGACUGAUGACAUCAACAGUGGGUACAUGACAGAUGGAGGACUCAACCUAUAUACAAGAAGUCUGAACCGAAUACCAGACCUUGCUGCCUCUCGAGACGUCAUCCAGAGAGGGGUUCAUGAUGUAACUGUGGAUGCUGACAGCUGGGAUGACAGCAGCUCAGUUAGCAGUGGCCUCAGUGACACUCUUGACAACCUCAGCACAGAUGAUUUGAAUACCACCUCAUCUGUCAGCUCUUAUUCCAACAUAACAGCCUCUUCAAGAAAGAACACUCAUGCCCAGUUGAAGACAGACUCAGAGAAGCGCUCAGUUACGGACCGUGAAACUUGGGGCAGCACUGAAGAGCUGAAGAAACCAGAGGAAGACUUUGACAGCAGCGUAGACAGCAGUGGCAAGUGGAAAGGCCUUCCCACAGGGCUGUCUGAAGAGUCAGAGAAGGGGGGGCAGAAAACAUCUCUCUCUGUAUCACAGACCGGAUCUUGGAGGAGAGGCAUGACUGCACAAGUAGGAGCAGCUCAGUCCAGGCACAAAGCAGGAACAAGUGCACUCAAGACCCCAGGAAAAACUGAUGAUGCAAAAGCUUCAGAAAAAGUGAAAACUCCCCUGAAAGGAGCCUCCAUACAGCGAUCUCCAUCAGAUGCAGGAAAAAGCAGCGGUGAUGAAGGGAAAAAGCCUCCCUCUGGCAUUGGGAGAUCAACUGCUACUGGGUCAUUUGGAUUCAAGAAGUCUGGGUUGGGAUCUUCUACCAUAAUCACCACAAGUGGAGCGACCAUCACAAGCGGGUCAGCAACGCUAGGAAAAAUGCCCAAAUCUUCAGCCAUCAGUGGGAAGUCCAACGCAGGGAGGAAGACGAGCUUAGAUGGUUCCCAAAAUCAAGAUGACGGCGUCCUGCAUGUGAGCUCAAAGACAACUCUGCAGUAUCGAAGUCUGCCUCGGCCAUCGAAGUCCAGCGGCAGCGGGAUCCCUGGCAGGGGCGGCCACCGCUCCAGCACCAGCAGCAUCGACUCCAACGUGAGCAGCAAGUCUGCAGGGGCUGCAGCCACCAAACUGCGAGAGCCAAGCAAGAUCGGCUCCGGGAGGUCCAGCCCUGUCACCAUCAACCAGACUGACAAGGAAAAAGAGAAGGUGGCAGUGUCAGACUCGGAAAGCGUCUCACUGUCCAGUUCCCCUAAAUCCAGCCCAACUUCGGCAAGCGCCUCUGGCACACCGGGACUUAGACAGCCAGGAUCCAAAUAUCCAGAUAUUGCUUCCCCCACGUUUCGAAGGUUGUUUGGUGCCAAGGCAAGUGGUAAAGCUGCCUCUGCACCCAGUACAGAAGGUGUGAAACCCACAUCGGCAAUGCCCAGCCCUAGUACCACAUUGGCACGGCAAGGCAGCCUGGAAUCGCCAUCCUCGGGCACAGGCAGCAUGGGCAGUGCAGGUGGGCAAAGUGGUAGCAGCAGCCCCCUCUUCAGUAAACCUUCGGACUUAAAUGCAGAUGUUGUAAGCUUAAGUCACUCCCUGGCUUCCAGUCCUGCCUCAGUGCACUCUUUCACAUCAGGUGGUCUUGUGUGGGCUGCAAACCUGAGCAGCUCUUCAGCGGGCAGUAAGGACACACCAAGUUACCAGUCCAUGACUAGCCUUCACACCAGUUCCGAGUCUAUUGACCUUCCUCUUAGCCAUCAUGGCUCUCUCUCUGGACUGACAACAAGCACUCAGGAGGUUCAGAGCCUGCUCAUGAGGACUGGAAGCGUCAGAUCUACUCUUUCGGAAAGCAUGCAGCUUGACAGAAAUACACUACCCAAAAAGGGAUUAAGAUACACACCAUCAUCCCGGCAGACAAGUCAGGAGGAAGGCAAGGAAUGGCUACGCUCCCAUUCAACUGGAGGCCUGCAAGACACUGGCAGUCAGUCCCCGCUUGUUUCUCCUUCAGCUAUGUCUUCAUCUGCAACUGGAAAAUAUCACUUUUCCAACCUGGUGAGUCCAACCAACCUGUCACAGUUUAACCUUCCUGGACCCAGCAUGAUGCGUUCAAACAGCAUCCCUGCUCAAGACACUUCUUUUGAUCUCUAUGAUGACUCCCAGCUGUGUGGCAGUGCUACGUCCUUAGAAGAGAGACCUCGCGCAAUCAGUCAUUCAGGUUCAUUCAGGGACAGCAUGGAAGAAGUACAUGGGUCCUCAUUAUCACUUGUCUCCAGCACAUCUUCUCUCUACUCUACGGCAGAAGAAAAGGCACAUUCAGAGCAAAUUCAGAAGCUACGGAGGGAGUUGGUUGCAUCUCAAGAGAAAGUUGCUACCCUUACUUCUCAACUUUCAGCAAAUGCUCAUCUAGUAGCAGCUUUUGAAAAAAGCUUGGGAAAUAUGACAGGUCGAUUGCAAAGUCUGACAAUGACAGCUGAACAAAAGGAAUCUGAGCUUAUAGAGCUAAGGGAAACCAUUGAAAUGCUGAAAGCCCAGAAUUCUGCUGCACAAGCUGCUAUUCAAGGAGCCUUGAACGGCCCUGAUCAUACCCACAAAGAUUUACGUAUAAGGCGGCAACAUUCUUCAGAAAGUGUUUCCAGUAUUAAUAGUGCUACAAGUCAUUCAAGUAUUGGCAGUGGUAAUGAUGCUGAUUCCAAAAAAAAGAAAAAGAAAAACUGGCUAAGAAGCUCUUUCAAACAGGCUUUUGGAAAGAAAAAGUCCACCAAACCUCCUUCCUCACAUUCAGACAUAGAAGAGUUGACAGAUUCGUCUCUUCCUUCCUCACCGAAAUUGCCCCACAGCUCAGGAGAGUGUGCGGCAACAUCGAUGAAACCGUCGCAGUCAGCAUCCGCGAUCUGUGAGUGUACGGAGGCAGAGGCUGAAAUUAUUCUUCAGCUAAAGAGCGAGCUGAGGGAGAAGGAGCUCAAAUUAACAGAUAUUCGUCUGGAAGCCCUCAGCUCUGCACACCACCUGGAUCAGAUCCGGGAAGCCAUGAACCGCAUGCAGAAUGAAAUUGAGAUACUGAAAGCUGAGAAUGAUCGCUUAAAGGCAGAGACUGGAAAUACUGGAAAGCCUGCCCGGCCAUCAUCAGAGUCGUCAAGCAGCACAUCAUCUUCCUCAUCACGGCAGUCACUAGGACUUUCUCUGAACAAUUUAAACAUCACAGAAUCUGUUACAUCAGAUAUUUUGUUGGAUGAUGUCACUGAUGGAGCACUCCACAAAGAAGGCCAUAGUGUCAAAAUUUUAGUCACUAUAAACAAAGGCUAUAGUCGAGCCAAGGAUCAAAAGCCACAUGCAUACCUGAUAGGAUCAAUUGGAGUCAGUGGAAAAACAAAAUGGGAUGUUUUAGAUGGUGUAAUCAGACGUCUCUUUAAGGAGUAUAUUUUUCGAGUGGAUCCAACUACUAGCCUGGGUUUAAGCUCUGACUGCAUUGCUAGCUAUUGUAUAGGGGAUGUAACUAGAGCCCAUAGCCUAGAAGUGCCUGAACUGCUGCCUUGUGGAUAUCUGGUUGGAGACAAUAACGUCAUCACUGUGAACCUGAAAGGAGUAGAAGAAAACAGUUUGGACAGUUUUGUGUUUGACACGUUGAUUCCUAAGCCAAUUACCCAACGGUACUUUAAUUUACUGAUGGAGCAUCGCAGAAUUAUUCUGUCGGGACCCAGCGGCACGGGAAAGACCUAUUUAGCUAACAGGCUGGCUGAAUAUAUUAUAACUAAAUCUGGCAGAAAAAAAACUGAGGAUGCAAUUGCAACUUUUAACAUAGAUCACAAGUCAAGUAAGGAUCUACGACAAUAUCUGGCAAACUUAGCUGAGCAAUGCAGUGCUGACAACAAUGGUGCUGACCUCCCUGUCGUCAUAAUUCUUGAUAACCUCCACCACAUCAGUUCACUAAGUGACAUCUUCAAUGGUUUCCUCAACUGUAAAUAUAAUAAAUGUCCCUAUAUUAUUGGAACCAUGAACCAGGGAGUUUCUUCUUCACCAAAUCUGGAGAUGCAUCACAAUUUCAGGUGGGUGCUGUGUGCUAAUCACACAGAGCCUGUUAAAGGUUUCUUAGGCAGAUAUCUGAGAAGGAAACUGAUUGAAACUGAAAUAGAAAAGAACAUACGCAAUAAUGAGCUUAUGAAAAUCAUUGACUGGAUCCCCAAAACAUGGCAUCAUCUCAACAGCUUCCUAGAAACGCACAGCUCUUCAGAUGUAACCAUUGGUCCCCGUCUCUUUCUCCCCUGCCCUAUGGAUGUUGAUGGCUCCAGAGUGUGGUUCACAGAUCUUUGGAACUAUUCGCUGGUUCCAUAUCUUCUGGAAGCUGUGAGGGAAGGACUCCAGAUGUAUGGUAAGAGGGCACCCUGGGAGGAUCCCUCCAAGUGGGUAGCUGAUACCUACCCAUGGAGCUCUGCAACUCUACAGCAUGAGUGGCCAUCACUACUUCAGCUAAGGCCCGAAGAUGUUGGUUAUGAAGGUUAUGCAUCAGCAAAGGAAGGAACAACCUCUAAGCACGUUCCACAGACUGAUACAGAAGGGGAUCCCUUGAUGAAUAUGCUAAUGAGGCUUCAAGAGGCAGCCAACUAUUCGAGCGCACAGAGCUGUGACAGUGAUAGCACCAGCCACCAUGACGACAUUUUGGAUUCAUCCCUUGAAUCAACUCUCUGAAAGGGACAAAUCUUGCUGUAGGAUGAUGGUAAAAUCUGUUUCCACUAGACCACUGCCAGUAUUAAAGCAGCACACCGAGGUCUCUGAGUAAGAAUGGUGUGUCGUAGGGAGGCAGGAGACCUAACUCUGCAAAGUCAGGAAGAAAAAUUGAAGUGGAAAGCUUGAAUUAGUUUAAUUUCAAGGCGUUUCAAUACCUAUGGAGCCGUGUGAGACUCCAUUUGUCAACUGGAAAGUGCCCUAGACCAAGGGCAUCUGAGCAGAUUGCACACGUGUUAGCCAAACUGGAAUAUUUUUUUCCCCUUAUCCUCUUUCUCUCUCUUUGUCUCUCUGUGUUUCCCUGUACAAGUUUACAGUGAAACUUCUUCGGGUUUUUUUUUUUCCCUUUAGUUUACCCUGAGAUUCUGCAUGAACAAUGCAGUCUUCUAAUUAUCUUUUAACCUCUGUUGUGCCACAUGGUGCUGGUCACAGGACGGCAGUGGUGUUUGUGUUAUACACUACUGCCCAUUCCAGAACGAGUAAAAGAUGAUAGUAACUCAGAAAGCACAAACAGUAUUGUGCAAUCACCAGAAAACAUGACUGUGAUAUGCUGGAUAAGUGCCAAUUUAAUUCUAACUGCCAUGGUCACGGUGAUGCGCUCCAUCAAGUUUUUAGUACACAAGCCACAGAUUUUAUAAAGUUAUUUUUACCACAAGGGUCUUUUUUAACCGCCUGCCCACUCCUUAACAACAGUUUUCUACCAAUUAUUAACCAACACUGAUUAAAGGCUUUUUAGGGCUUCAUUUGUUUGAGCCUUUUCAGUGAAAGAAGGAACAUUUCUUAUGGUGCUGUCUCACUGCCUUAAAACAGAUUUCUAGAACAGUUUUACAGUUGGUUUAAUUCCUAAACCAUUGGUAAUUUACACUGUUUUUUUCUUCAUUUACUAAUGAGAAAACAUCAGUUAACAUAGUAGCCUCAUAUCUGUAUAUCAUGAUUUUUUAAAGUAAUGGAUACGAGAAAGAACAGUUGCUAUAUAAUAUUUUUAUCUUGUGAAUAGAUUUCUCUGCCUACCCUCAGAAGUACACAAGGACCCUAAACCCACUUUCACUGCCACCUAAAUGCUGACAAAAUCGGCUCAAAUCCAUUUGGUCCCAUAGAAUGGAAUUUUUGGGAGGAUAGAUGUUUUGAAUACUUAUCCAGCAGAGCUGGAUGCACUUGAUGCAGCAUGAGCACAAAUAUAUGGGUUUGGUUUUUUUUUCCUUUCUCUAGUUUCAGCAUGUUGUUUUGAUUGUUAUAGUUGUACAUGAAGAAUUCAGCAUAAAAGAACACUGAAGCAGUGAUGUCCACUGUGGAAGAGGAAGAGUUUAUACUGUAAAAGUGGGUUGGUUUUGCACAGUCUACUGGGUGGGUAUUGUAAAUAUAAAGAAAAAGAAAAAAAAAUAAAAAAAAAAAGCCUUGCACAAAUCAAAUCAAAAACAAACAAACAAACAAAAAAAAUUGUAUUUUAUUCUGUUGGUGUUAAGAGAUGUUUCACUUGCUGAGAUUUCCUGUAUGUUGCAAACAAAUACAGAAUGCAAAACCUAAAAGCUGUUAUUACCUGGUGUGUUUGUCCUGUACUUACAAUUGUUACAACUAUGCAGGAGCUAUCAAUGCUACAGUUAGCACAUCUCAAUAUCUGUAUGAAACCAAUACAUUUUGGGGGGAAAAGUCUGAAAAUGUUUAAGGUUCAUAUGUCACAGCAGGCUACAACCAGACUGCAUCUGGAUUGCUCACAGUAACCAGAAACACUCUUUUACCACGAGAGCCGUGAGGUUAAAAUAGGCGUGCAUGAACCUGUGAAGGUACCUAAGGGCUCUGGCAUUGUGUAGUCAUGUACUGUACACCUCCAUGGAUGUUACCUUCGGGAUGUGUAUCUGGUGCUAUUCACUCCUGGUGGCCACCCCGUGGCCACCUGCUGUAACCUAAAGAAAUCAAUGCAGUUUCCAAAUGGCACUGAGCUGCAUCGCUGAACCUAGAGGUUCCUACACGGUGCUAUUGCCCUGAAUAAAACUUUGAAUUUAUGCACGUAGGAUUCAGUCUGACCAACAUUGUGCCCCCCAAAUCUGGAUCCAUUUCUGAUGCAAAAUGUCAGUUCAUACACCUUGACUGACUCAAAGAACUAAAGCAAAGCUGCUCUUUCUUGUACCUUGUGCUCUGAGCAAACCUGCAAAUCUUUUCCUGCCAUACUUAGCUCACAAACACACAAUAUUACGUACACAAAACUUCCUGCAAUACAUCUCAGUGAGUCCACCUAGUUUACAACUCAGAAAUUGUUUGUGAAACAUUUGUCUGUACACAUUUUAUAUUUUGUACAUUUUUGAUGUAACAUAUCUUGUAAAUAGACAGAAACAGUGAAAUAAAUCAUCUGAAAAUUUUUGUAGUCUUUGUAAAACCCUAAUAAUAAGUAUUUGGUGUCAUCGGACUUAACUGGAUGAUGUAUUUUCUAUUGGUUUAUUGUUCCUCUAGCUUGUAAACCAGCUUGCGUAUAUUUUUUUUUGCAGGUGUGCACACUGUAUCUGUCUAAAUUAUUACUUUGCCAUUAAAGUGGAAUUAUUUAUUGAAAA